AUGGAAUGGUUGCGACUUAUGCAAGGUCGAUAUGUUUUGUAUACAAGGGUGUUUAUCUUCAUCAAAAUAAUAACAGUACAAAGAAAAUUAUUCUAUUCUUAGCUAGUAUUGAUGAAGGAGACAAGAUAGGGUUUUGUUUACUCUCUACAGUCGAUGAAGAAUGCGAUGAUGCGAAAGUAUCUUAAGAUGAAGAAGAUCAUGACCGGUGUUGUAGUGACUGAGGUCAAUCAGCAUGCACUUGGUAACCA
Arabidopsis thaliana (thale cress) is the source of this 248-nucleotide messenger RNA. RefSeq lists its product as uncharacterized. The transcript has a single exon. NCBI's taxonomy places the organism in Eukaryota, Viridiplantae, Streptophyta, Magnoliopsida, Brassicales, Brassicaceae. The coding region runs from base 6 to 185 and encodes 59 amino acids. The record is from RefSeq and is marked reviewed.